AAGGCGUUGGCAGAUGAACAGAUGUUCCUCCGCCUUCUUCUUCUUCUUCUUCUUCAUCCUCCCACUGCCACUGUUCGGCCUCUUCCUGCGUCACUCUUCUUCGGCUCCAGGGCAAUUUCGCCUCUUGAUUGGUACUGAUUCCUUGAUCCAUGACGUGUUCCAGCUCGAACUGUAAGAUUGGGGAGAUGGGUCGACAGUCUUUUCUUCCAAAAGCUGCUAAUUUUCGAUUGUGCAAUGUCUCCGGCUUCACCACCGAGCUGUUGGAGGUUCGUUCUGAGGAUCCCACAUUGCACGUCUUGUUCAUUCCGGGGAACCCGGGUGUAAUUACAUUUUACAAGGAUUUCCUGGAAUCACUCUAUGAGUUGCUUGGAGGAAGUAUGUCUGUGACAGCGGUCGGGCACAUAUCCCAGUCGCAAAAGGAUUGGGAGAAAGGUAGGCUCUUCUCAUUACAGGAGCAGAUUGAUCACAAGGUGGAUUUUAUCAGACAGGAGAUGCAAGACACUGAAGUUCCGAUUAUACUGGUUGGGCACUCGAUCGGUUCAUAUAUAUCUAUCAAGGUGUUUCAGAAGUCUCCCAAGAAGGUUAUUUAUUGCAUUGGCCUAUAUCCAUUUCUGAAAUUGAACCCCGACUCAGUUCAGCAGUCUAUUAUAAAGAAACUGGCCCGGUCAUCAAUCGCCUGUGCUGCAGUUAGUUUCAUUAUGGCAUCCUUGGGAUUCUUGCCUAGCAGGCUUUCUGAGUUUAUUGUAGCAAAAUCAAUUGGGAAAUCAUGGUCUAGGACUGCUAUCGAGGCUACUUGCUCUCACCUUCUGAAGUAUCAUACUAUGCAGAAUGUGCUGUUCAUGGCGAAGACAGAGUUUGAGAAGCUUUCAGAAGAACCAGAAUGGGCAUUUUUGAAGACGAACAGGAGCAAAAUUGCAUUUUUAUUCGGCAUUGAUGAUCAUUGGGGCCCGCUGAAGAUGUUCGAAGAGAUUUCCGGUCAAGUUCCUGAAAUCGCCUUGUCAAUUGAGAGGGAAGGCCACACCCACGCUUUCUGUUGCACAGUGGCAGGGUCCACUUGGGUCGCUCAGCAUGUUGCGAGCUUGAUCAAGGACAAGAUUUUGACUUCUGACUAGCGAGUCCGCAUCUUGAGGAAGGCUCAAUGACGGGUUUGAUCUGGCUCUUCCUUUUGAUCAUUCUCGGUGAUGAUCAAAGUAAAUAAUAAGUGAGACAGUCUUCAUUUUAGAGAAAAAGCUAAGGGUGGAUCUGAUUCCUGGUCAGAAAAGAACAGAAUUAAUGAAGAGUUUCAUAGAUUGGAUUAUCGUUUAUGCAAGCUAUUACUUGAAGAUCAACUCGAACUUGAUGGAACCUCGAGUUCGGGUCUAUUAAGCCUAGACUUGUCUAAUAUAUGUGACUUACGGUUGUCGUGUGAUUGCAGGAUCAGAUCCUCGGCUGGGCUUGCAAUGCUGAAUACGAAGUCAGAGGCAACUUGCAUAUGUAGUAUCCAUGUCAAGUUUCUGUACGAAUGAUCUGUACUACAUAUGGAAUUUAUUGGCAGAAUCAUUUUAUACUGAAAAUAUUAUCCUCUGCACAUUUAAAA
Punica granatum (pomegranate) is the source of this 1576-nucleotide messenger RNA. NCBI's taxonomy places the organism in Eukaryota, Viridiplantae, Streptophyta, Magnoliopsida, Myrtales, Lythraceae. The record is from RefSeq and is a predicted model, not a curated record.